This is a messenger RNA of Acanthosepion pharaonis, 684 nucleotides long. The record is from the annotation of a GenBank genome assembly. Lineage: Eukaryota; Metazoa; Mollusca; Cephalopoda; Sepiida; Sepiidae.
AUGAAUCCACCAAAUGUGGGUGUUACAAAUGUUGGGCCAAAUGGCAGGUACAUGAGUGACCAGAGACAUUUAAUGUGCCCUUCAAAGCAAGGAAUAUCUUGGCCAACUGCUGUGAGCAAAACCCAUGCUGAUAAAAUAAGAAGUGCACAUAUAAACCAACCAAGCAGAUCCUCCCAUUCUGCAGAAAAGCUUCCCAAUCAGCAGAAAAGGACAGAUUUUCCUUUACCAGCUGAGUCACCUUCACUUGUACAAGCACAGGCACAUGUUCAAGAUGAAAUAAUACUUUCAAGUAGUCCCAAAAAUAAACCUUACCAAGUCAGUUCUGAAUAUCACAACCAACCUUCACCAAAACUUUCCCAUACUGGUAAUGGAUAUAGUAGAACUGAACAAAGCACAGAUCAAAGAGAAAAAAAUGAAGAUAUGGCUGCUUCCCAAUAUUGUAACCCUCAACCAAAACAGAGUGAAGAAUCAGCACAAGAAACAGAGAUGAGGCCAUUGGGACAGACUGUCAACUACCCAAGUGAUACAACAAUUGUUGCUAGGGGUUUCUAUACACCAAGCCUUGCACAAAAUACUGACCACAAAGACUCUAUGACAGAAGAUAGUAAUUCUUCUGAUAUAAGUCAGCAAUCUACAGGAAAUAUUUAUCGAAAUCCAAGACCCUUGCCUCCAGUACCUCACUAG